This is a messenger RNA of Carya illinoinensis, 676 nucleotides long. RefSeq lists its product as uncharacterized. NCBI's taxonomy places the organism in Eukaryota, Viridiplantae, Streptophyta, Magnoliopsida, Fagales, Juglandaceae. The transcript is spliced from 4 exons. The coding region runs from base 1 to 669 and encodes 222 amino acids. The record is from RefSeq and is a predicted model, not a curated record.
AUGUUGCGAGACGAGCCGUUACCAGAUGAUUCAACUGAGGAUGUAGGAGGCGCUGUGCAAACAGAAGGGGCAUUGGUUGCUCCAGAAGUUGAAGAGGAUGUUGUCCCUAACAUAGAACCAGCUACUAAGAAAAGAGGUAGAGGGCCAGCGAAGGGCACGCUAUUUGAAAGAAUGAGGAAAGUGGGUAAGAUACCUCUGGUUAUACAAGAUGGUCAUCGGGGGCCAUCAUGUGAGAAUGCUUGCUUAUUCACUGGACGACUAACGGAGAUAAUUAAAGUUUAUGCCGACAUGAGGCAUGCUAGUUGGAGUCGUGUACCUGAAGACGAGAAGACAGAGCUGAUAGACUGUGUUAGGGCUGAUUUUGUUCUUGAUUGGAGUAGAGACAACCAUCGUGAGAUGGUUUCCAACCAUUUGGCAAAUAAGUACAAUACUUAUCAUUAUGUACUACAUAAAAUUUAUUUAAAAUAUGCAUCACAUCAAGAGGCCCUACGUGGUGGGACGGACAAGGUGGAGAAAAACGUUUGGGAAAAGCUAUGUGAAUACUGGGCAAGUGCAGCAUUCAAGGAGAAGUCCAUGCGAAACAGCUCAAAUAGAUCUAAACUGAAGGUCAAGCAUACUGGUGGCCGCAAAUCCUUUAUACGCAUUUUAGAGGAGAAGGUUUGUAAUUAAGCAAGGG